AUGAACGGUAUAGAAGAUAAUUUGAUUAAAUGCCAAAAUUGUCAGUUGCCGCUCAAAAUAGACAGUUCACUGCUUGAUUUAAGCCUGGCUCAAACUGAUAUGCUAGUAAGUUCAGUCAACGAAUAUAAACAAGAGAAUUAUAAAAUUCCACAAGAAAGGUUACAACGUCUGAAUAAGGUGGUAUAUCCAAAUGAGGUAAACUUACAGAAACUUGGGUUAGGAUCUUACAUCUUUCUCCAGGAUGAUAUUAAAGUUGAAGACCCGAGUACUGUUGCAUCGACGAAUACAUCACUUUCUACUUCCACAGCUCAGCGAGAAGAUGAUUCGGGUGAUGAGCAAACGGAAGAGGAUCGACAACACAGAUAUUCCGGAUCUACUGUCAGAACGCUCUCUACGCAAGUGAGCGCAUUAGCUAAUGUUUUCAACAUCCUGUCUUCAAAGAGUAACAUAGAUUACCCAGUUUGUCAAGAUUGUUGCAACAUCUUGAUACGAAGAAUCCAGAGUGAAUAUGAUGAUGCUAUAAAGGAAAGAGAUCUUUAUUCUCAGUUUUUGUCGAGGAUUGAGAAACAGAAAUCUUUGACAUCUCAUGAUUCCUCAGAUGAUUCACACGAUGAAGCUGAAAAGCUAUUGAACGAGAAGGCAUCCCUGCUACAAGAGUUAAAAACCCUAGAAUUAGAGGAUGAAGAACUGGAUAAACAAAUAGCAGACUUGGAACAACAGCUGAAAGAGAAGAAGCGGUUGGAGGAAGAAGAUACUAGAAGGAACAAUUUCUAUGAGUUGGAACAAGUUGACUUGGCCCGAGAAGUGCAAUCCUUGAAAAACCAAUACGAUUUUUCUCUGAAUUAUCUUGACAAACUCCGAAAGAUCAAUAUCUAUAAUGAAACUUUCAAAAUAUCACACGAUGGACUUUUUGGGAUAAUCAAUGGGCUUAGAAUAGGUGGGUUUCAAGAUGUCAAUGUUCCGUGGCAGGAAAUAAACGCAGGUAUUGGUCAAGUAGUGUUACUUUUAGCCACCAUUACCACUCGCCUUGAAAUAAAAUUGCAGGGUUAUAAGUUGAUUCCCAUGGGGUCAUAUUCUAAAGUAUCAAAAUUCCAAGAUGACACUCAAGAAUGGGUGGCAUAUGAAGCAUUCAAUAAUGAUAACUUUAAAAUAGGGAAAUUAUUCCGAAAAGAGACCAGUUUCGAUAAAGCCAUGGAAAGCUUGUUGAUUAUUAUAAGGCAAAUGGCUGUUUGGCUUUCACAUGCUAGAUCUCAAAGGCAUGGAAGCGUAUACACAGCUGCAAGUGAAAAUGACGAGUUAAACGAUGAAGAGAUCGAGUUGCCUUACGUUAUGCACAAGGAUAAAAUUAACGGAAUAUCAGUUAAGCUGUUCGGUGGCAGACCCGGCAUGGAUUGGACGACAGCAAUGAAGUUCUUGUUAACUAACACAAAGUGGCUCUUUGCGUUUUCAUCCAGUCAAUUGGGUUAG
This is a messenger RNA of Zygotorulaspora mrakii, 1467 nucleotides long. RefSeq names its product beclin 1 (gene VPS30). Lineage: Eukaryota; Fungi; Ascomycota; Saccharomycetes; Saccharomycetales; Saccharomycetaceae. Bases 1 to 1467 code for a protein of 488 amino acids. Gene Ontology annotation, biological process: autophagosome assembly; cellular response to nitrogen starvation; autophagy. The transcript has a single exon. Gene Ontology annotation, cellular component: phosphatidylinositol 3-kinase complex, class III, type II; phagophore assembly site; phosphatidylinositol 3-kinase complex, class III, type I. The record is from RefSeq and is a predicted model, not a curated record.